Sus scrofa (pig) is the source of this 3002-nucleotide messenger RNA. It is a transcript of the gene CLCF1, whose product is annotated as cardiotrophin like cytokine factor 1. Gene Ontology annotation, molecular function: cytokine activity. The record is from RefSeq and is a predicted model, not a curated record. Gene Ontology annotation, biological process: positive regulation of tyrosine phosphorylation of STAT protein; positive regulation of B cell proliferation; cell surface receptor signaling pathway via JAK-STAT. Gene Ontology annotation, cellular component: CRLF-CLCF1 complex; extracellular region; CNTFR-CLCF1 complex. Lineage: Eukaryota; Metazoa; Chordata; Mammalia; Artiodactyla; Suidae.
CAAGUAAACAACAACAAAGGCAACUUAUUACCGAGUGAUUUAAUUGGUGGUCUGGUCCUAGACACCCAAGCCUUGGAGACCGAAUGACUGUCCCCCAAGCAAAGUCACGGAGUGGGGACAUCCGCUCGCCCCCAGAUGAGAGCUGUUUCUUGCCUGGCCGCCCUCUGCGGAGGGAGAAAGGGAGACCCUCCAGGGAGGGUGGGGGCUUGCGGGUCCCCGGGGAUCCCGCCUGCAGGUCUCAACCCAGGCCUGAGGGAAGGAGGGAGGAAGAGCCCUGCACAGCCAGCCACGCGCGCCCGCCACCGGAGCACCCAAAGCCAGACCCCAAAGGCCGGAGGAAGCCAACUGUCUUGACGGGGACGCGGUUCCCAAGCGGGGCCGCUUGGUCUGUCCAUUGCCUUGAAUCUGAGAGGUCUCGCUGAGUCACCCCCGAAGCCUCUGGUGUUGAAACUGGUCCGGUGCCUCGUGCUGAUUAAUGAGUUACAAAUCCCCCACCCAUGAGCACUCUCCUGGCCACGGGGAGGAGAAUGAAGGACCCCGUGAACUUGAGGGGAAAACCCUCAACCAAGCGCCCUCUUCUCUCCUCCCGGCCAGGGCAGUGGGCCUGUGGUGCCCUCUUCCUGCCCCCCAGGGGGCAUUGUGAGCCGGUUAGUCACCUGCCCCAGCCCCAGCGCCUCGCUUAGCCUGGGCUUUUGGAAAUGGGACAGGCGGCGGGACAAUAGGCAGGGGGGGGCGGUCAGCCCAGACAAAGGGCAGCAGGAAAAACACCAUCACUUGCUUCGAGGCCAGCUCGCUGGCAUUUGGGAGAAUGUGUCAUUGCAUUUACUCAGGGGGAGGGGGAGGGGAGGGAAGGUUAGCGAUGUGGAGACAGAGGUAGAGUGAGAGCUGGGACCCCGCCGGGCCGGGGGGCUGGCGCCCCCGGGGCCGACUCGGAGGGAGAAGAAAAGGAGCGGGCAGCCCACUCCCCUGGCUCUUGGGAGUUUGCAGUCGGACCGAUGCCCUCCCGCCCCCUCCCCCAGGAGGCCCAGGGUGGUACCGCCGCAGCCUCGCCUCACCUCACCCCCCCUCGGGGUUGUGGGAGGGAGAGGAGCCCCAGAAGCCCUCCCUUCCCUCCUCCCCCCUCCUCCCCCCACCCCGGGGAGGGCCGCUACAAUUUGUGGUUACAGCUUUACACGUCAGAAAAAAAAAGUUUGCAGAAUGUCCCACACCGAAAAAAAAAAAAAAAAUCCGAAACCGAACGAAAAAAACCUGCGAGUGGGCCUGGCGGAUGGGAUUAUUAAAGCUUCGCCGGAGCCGCGGCUCGCCCUCCCACUCCGCCAGCCUCCGGGAGAGGAGCCGCGCCCGGCCCGCCCGGCCCCCAGCCCCAUGGACCUCCGAGCAGGGGACUCGUGGGGGCUGCUCGCUUGCCUGUGCACCGUGCUGUGGCACCUCCCUGCCGUGCCAGCCCUCAACCGCACAGGGGACCCGGGGCCUGGCCCCUCCAUCCAGAAAACCUAUGACCUCACCCGCUACCUGGAGCACCAACUCCGCAGCCUGGCUGGGACCUAUCUCAACUACCUGGGCCCCCCUUUCAACGAGCCUGACUUCAACCCACCGCGGCUGGGGGCAGAGGCUCUGCCCCGGGCCACGGUCAACCUGGACGUGUGGCGAAGCCUCAACGACAAGCUGCGUCUGACCCAGAACUACGAGGCCUACAGCCACCUCCUGUGCUACUUGCGGGGCCUCAACCGCCAGGCUGCCACGGCCGAGCUGCGCCGCAGCCUGGCCCACUUCUGUACCAGCCUGCAGGGCCUGCUGGGCAGCAUCGCGGGCGUCAUGGCGGCGCUGGGCUACCCGCUGCCCCACCCUCUGCCCGGCACUGAGCCCACCUGGGCCCCCGGCCCUGCCCACAGUGACUUCCUCCAGAAGAUGGAUGACUUCUGGCUGCUGAAGGAGCUGCAGACCUGGCUGUGGCGCUCAGCCAAGGACUUCAACCGGCUCAAGAAGAAGAUGCAGCCCCCGGCCGCUGCGGUCACCCUGCACCUGGAGGCCCGCGGCUUCUGACCUCUGACCUUCACCACCUUCUCCCUCCCGCCCCUCCAAACCCUGCCCCCACUCCAGGAGGGAGAAGUGCAAACGUGGUUGCCAACACUUGUCGAGCCAGGGGACAGAAGCCAUGAGCCUUGAGCUCUCCGUGGCCUCGUGGCCUGGGAGCGGGCAAUGCGGUAAAGGCCACGGCCUCCCCACUCCCCAGGGUCCGGCAGGUCUGGGAAGAGGUGCAAUGGGCCCCAGCCCCGUUCCACAGGAUGGAAUGCUCAAGGGAGCCCAGAGCAGUGCCAGUCGGUGCAAGGCUCUCACAGCGUCCUGCUUCCUGCCCACCACUGGCCAGGGCCCACCCAGCCCCCCGAGUGGCACUUCCAGGAAGCAUGUCUGUAGGUGGGGAGGGGGCCACCAUCGCACGUGCCUUUUUGGGGUGAAGCCCUCUGGCUGCCCCGCUCUCCUUACAUGGGUGUUGCUCCCCUACCCCCCCAAAGGACCCAACACAUCCAGUUCGGAAAACAAACAACAGUGGCAGAGUCCAAACAGGAAGAGAUGGGAUUAAAAAUGGAAGAGGCAGGGGCCUCAGUGGAGGAAAUACUGAAAGCAGACGGGCAGGGACAGACCGGACCCAGGGGUCACCCAGGCAGCUGGUGGCCCGGGGUGGCAACCAAAAGGACAGUGCCUUGAAUUUUCUUGUCAGCUUCAGGGCGCCUCCUCCCACCCCCUUUCCCAGGGUAUCUGUGGGCGGCCCCGGCUGGGGAGGGCAGCCACAGCCACAGCCACAGAAUUUCCUGAAAGUUUACAUUGCAGUAGCAUUUUGGGGUGCGGGGGCAGCUCCCCCAGGCCCUGCCCCCCAGCCCCACCCACUCAUGACUCUAAGUUUGUUGUAUUAAUAUUUAUUUAUUUGGAGAUGUUAUUUAUUAGAUGAUAUUUAUUGCAGAAUUUCUAUUCUUGUAUUAACAAAUAAAAUGCUUGCCCCAGAA